AUGAGGUUCGACAAGUCAAAUCAAGACUCGGUAACGCUUCUGUUCUGGAUCUCAGAUAAAAUUGGGAAUGUCGUUCGAUCGGUGAAAUCCGGAUUUAGAAAGUUUCCUGUUAGUUUUGGCGAACAUUUUGACUUUUAUAAGAUUGGCCAACUUUCUCACGCGGGUGGCGAUAUAAAACCUCCUGGAUCUUACUGCGGAGUAUACAAAAUUCCUGGUAGUAUCGGGCAUUGA
Messenger RNA from Thlaspi arvense, 231 nucleotides. The record is from the annotation of a GenBank genome assembly. Lineage: Eukaryota; Viridiplantae; Streptophyta; Magnoliopsida; Brassicales; Brassicaceae.